Messenger RNA from Ramularia collo-cygni, 1683 nucleotides. RefSeq names its product related to dolichyl-phosphate-mannose-glycolipid alpha-mannosyltransferase. Bases 1 to 1683 code for a protein of 560 amino acids. Lineage: Eukaryota; Fungi; Ascomycota; Dothideomycetes; Mycosphaerellales; Mycosphaerellaceae. Gene Ontology annotation, cellular component: endoplasmic reticulum membrane. The transcript has 2 exons. Gene Ontology annotation, molecular function: alpha-1,2-mannosyltransferase activity. Gene Ontology annotation, biological process: GPI anchor biosynthetic process. The record is from RefSeq and is a predicted model, not a curated record.
AUGGCCUCCUCCUCCAGACGCGGCAAAGCCCCUGCCCAAAAACGGAAUCAAACAGAAACACCCAUUUCCAGGCAUCGACUGUCCAUCUUCCUGGCCCUCUUCACUUUUCGUCUCGUCAACAGCUACUUUGUUCAGACCUCCUUCCAGCCAGAUGAAUACUUCCAAUCGCUUGAGCCAGCAUGGGACAUUGCUUUCGGCCCAGAGAGCGGCGCCUGGCUGACGUGGGAAUGGCAAUCGCAUUUGCGGACCUCAGUCCACCCCUAUUUCUUCGCCUCAAUCUAUACAGUCGCAGACAAGCUCAGCAAUUUCCUCUCACUGACGCCACAUUCUCGCGCCGCGGCCCUCCUCGCAGCUCCGAGAAUCCUGCAAGCUUUCUGGGCUGCUUGGAUGGAUUUCUGCACUUGGAAGCUUGCUGCGAAACUCUAUCCCGGACCGGAAGUUAGGGGAGCAGCGCUGGCCUUGACCGUGUGGAGUCCUUGGCAGUGGUUCUGUUCCACAAGGACCUUCUCCAACUCACUCGAAGCAACGCUCACGGCGGGAGCCUUGGUGUUGUUCCCGUGGAGGUUCUUUCUUGAGAAGCAGAACGAGAAGACCACUCCAGAGGGUCUUUGGUCCGCCCUGAUUGCGGCUGCUGCUGCAUUCUAUUUCCGACCCACGAACAUCAUAAUUUGGAUCACAAUCAGCGUGGGCUUGGUUUGGUGUAGUCGGAGCUUGUCUAGAGCUCUCACCCUUCUACAGUCUGCAGCCAUGGUGGGCACCUGUGUCAUCGCACUCUUCGCCAGCAUCGACAGAGUGUACUACGCUGAAUGGGCUUUUCCGCCCCUCAAGUUUCUGUACAUCAAUCUCUUUCAGUCUCUGGCCGUAUUCUACGGCCGGAACCGCGUGGACUACUACUUCACCGAAGGCCUCCCCCUCUUACUUACGACCGCCCUCCCAUUCGCCGCGAUCGGCCUAUGGGAUGCUGUCCGUUCCGACGGAGGUGACUGGAGAAAGCAAACUCAAUGGAUCCUAGCAGCAGCAACAUUGAUCACCGUUCUAUCCCUCUCCACAAUCGCUCACAAAGAGAUGCGAUUCAUCUAUCCUCUACUUCCAAUCCUCCACAUCUUAGCCGCCCGACCGCUUGCUGCAUUUUGUUCAUCCCGUAACAAACAAUUACUAUUACUCGUUGGACUGGCGGUCAAUGYUUACAUCGCAUACUAUACCACUGCAGUUCACCAACGCGGAGUCAUAGACGUCAUGCACUAUCUACGAAACGUCCAAGAAUCACGGAUGAAUGAUUCGGGAGCAGCGACACGAUCCUUGAGCGUAGGUUUCCUCAUGCCCUGCCAUAGUACACCUUGGAGAAGCCACCUCGUGUACCCAGAGAUCGAAGCCUGGGCGUUGACAUGCGAGCCGCCCCUUGGACUUUCGAUGGAGGAGCGGGAGACUUAUCUUGACGAAGCAGACAUCUUCUACGAAGAUCCGGCGAAGUGGUUGAAAGGAAACAUGGGAGAGAAGAAAAGGCCGUGGCCAGAGUAUCUGGUUUUUUUCGAACAGCUCGAAGAUUCCAUGAAAGCGAUCAUGGCAAGUGAUAGUAGAGGAUACACCGAAUGCAGGCGCUUCUUCAAUACGCAGUGGCAUGACGAUGGGAGGCGGAAAGGAGACGUUGUGGUAUUCUGCAGUGAAGCUGGAAAUGGGCUUUAG